AGAGAGUCAGAAAGAUGACACAGAAACGCAGAGAAACACACAGGGAGAGAGGACAUACAUUUUUAUUUUUUUUUAAACCCCAGAGAAAAAUUAACUGUUGAAUCAUGAGGUCAAGGGUCAAGUGUGAGAAUCACAUGGUUGAAACCAGGAAACGCAGAAGCGGUUUCUGUCCACAGUCCCUUCAUUUCUCCUUACAGUUCAGCAGAAACAAAGCUCUUCAGACUUCAAUGAACUGUCUCAACGAUGAUAAAAAACCAAGUGGAACAUGUGAAAUCCACCGUCCAGGACUGUCAUAAUGGGAUCUCGAUAGAUCUCUUCUUUCACCUUUCACUAGUUCCAGCGGUGCUGAUCGUAGGCAUCCUUUCAUUCCUCCAGAGAAGAGCACACAGGCUGACCAUUGACCACAGACUGCCGUUCCUGAGAGGACGUUUUGGCAUUGUGGUGCCUUUGGACACUAUAGGCAGCCUCAGUAAUCGUUGGUCCUAUGGGUUUGCAUUUGGUGCCGUGUCCUCCAGUGUCCUGCUGCUCUUCUCUGAACGUUACAUCCCCUUCCACCUUCCAGCCUGGGCCAAAGCGAUAGUCUACCUGGUUGGCGCUUUAGAGGUGGGCCUGGUGAAUUUCCCUUUUUUUGCCUGUCUGUCCACACCUUUCAGAACGACUGGGGCUGUGCUGGGAAUACUCUACUCUUUGGCCUGGAUCAUCGUCACAGUCUGGGAUACAGUCACCUGUCCUGAUGGUAAGGUUUUGGGUAAAUACCAGAAGAUAAUUGUCCAAUGGCCCUGCAUCCUCUCCGUCAUCUUCCUCCUGGGACGAUUUAUCUACAUACUGGUCAAAGGUGUCCGAAUACAUCUGCAGUUGGAACAGGAGAACCCCAAUGAGCUGAUUGAGCAGCACCAGGUGCAUCAUGUUAAGACACUACUGAAGAAAACACUGGCACGCAGUAAACCCCUCAGCUGGUUCCAGAGAAGAGUGUAUGAGUGGGAUCCCUACUUCAAGUUCCCCAACAGGAUCAUCGGCACUAUCAUCAUAUCGCUUAUCGGCCUGUAUACGAUGACACUGGCUGACUACAGCCUCAGUAAUGUGGCUUUUGACCAAGCAGAAAAGUGGAAGAACACACUGAAACAGCUGGUUGCUGCGUGUAAUGAGACUGAAGCUCUGGGAGCCAUGAUACCACAGCUGGAAGAAUUCAUCGAUGUGUCCAGGAGUAAGUUGGUCUACCGGACUAUUGCUAAUGCUAUUGAUGAUAUUAUGUCUAUAAUUUUCUUUGUUUCUUUCAUUCUAGAGUCUUGGUUAGCUACCACCAUAUUUGCUAGUCUCAACUCUGUCGCCUACACAUUUCAUGUAUUGGCAUGCUACAGGAAACAUUUGAAGAGACUGUGGAAAGGACAGAAAGGUUUUCUUCCUGAGAAGUUUCACAACCCUAGGUCUGCUGUCAGUGUGGCUUCCAUUACAAGAUACUCUGGGUGGCAGAUAGCGUUCACACUGUGGGGUUACGUCAUAGUCCACUUCAUUCACUUCCUGGUUGCCCUGCUGUUGGCAUAUUUGAUCGUUCUUCCUAUACAGAAUGGAAAAGCACUGAACAUGCUCACCAACCUCGGCAUCAUACUUCUGACCAUCACUAUCGUGAUAGCUCUGGUGAUUCUGCAGAUUGUUCUGGUCCAGAUUUUCUUCCUUCAGGAUAAAAUGUCUCCUACUGAUAAACACAAACCUCUGGCUCUUAAUAACAGGAAAGCCUUCCACUGCUUCAACUACUUCUUCUUUUUCUACAACGUGGUGAUGGGGGUCAGCAACUGCAUCUUGAGACUGCUGUGCAGCAUUGUGGUGGGAACAUGGCUGGUGUCCCGCAUUGACCGAACCAUUAUGCAGAGAGGAUAUGAAAACAUGGAUGCCGGCUUCACUACAUGGAUUGGGAUGAUCUUUGCUGACCACUAUCACAACAAUCCAGUCAUGGUUUGUUUCUGCCAGCUGCUGGUCUCCCACACGGUGGAGAGAGACAUAGCAUCUGCAUACUCCACAUUCAGCAACACACCAUCUGAAGCUCCUGUAAAUAGCCGGGCCAGGAGACGUUGGGCAUUGCUUUACACCUUACUGAGGAACCCUCAUCUGAUCCUGCUCAGAAAGCAACACCUCUCCUCACCUUCGUCAUUAGAGUCUCCUCAGUCAGACGCUGUGGUGCAGGCUUGGGUCAUGGCCUCACAAACACAGAGCAGCCAAGCCAUGUCACUGCCACUACCAGAGAUCACAGUCACACCGGCUGAAGACUGUUAAAGUAUUUUCAUGGAUUCGGAUCCUGCUAAAAAUAUGGGUUGGACACUGAGAGGUUUUCAAUGAGUCUGUUUCAAGGGCUGUAAUUUCACUAAUGUUUGGCGUGAAAUUGAAAAGUGAAAAGGUGAAAGGUUUGGUAUCAGAAAUUAUGUAUCAGAUUUAUUGUACAUAUUUUUAAAAAAAAGUUUAGUAAGUGUGUUGUUUAUUUUUGGAAUAGCAUGUUAUUCCCUCUCAUUUAGUGUUCAGACUUCAUUUUAUAUUCUGCCUGUCAUUGAAUAGUCUGAACAAAAGCAUCAAGGCACUCACAAAUACCAGCUACAAACAGAAUAUUUAUCUGCAAGUUGGUGACACUUCUACAACUCAGAUUCUUCUAAAGAGGCGACUAAUAACUAGGAUGUGAAGUAGAUUCUCAAAUUAUAUGACAUGCAGUGGUGAUUUGAGGAAGCUCAAAGUUCUAGUUAUAACUUAACUAGAAUUUAAUUUAGUAGAAUUAUGUGACAAAAGUUCUGUUCUGUUUGUCAUUCUGAGGUUGUUAAAAUAACUAGUUACAUGUGACUUGUAUGCACUUUUACUUUUAUGCUGUUGUAUAUUCUCAUAAACCUUUGUUGGUGGAUCAUAGUGGUCAUGUAAGCCCCAUAUGAAGAAUUCUACAUUCUACAAGCUCUACUUCAUAUUAGGAAGUAUUAGGAAAUAUGCUGAACAAGCAAAUGCAUUUAGUUGGAAAUAAAAACACAAUGGUCAAA
Messenger RNA from Scomber scombrus (Atlantic mackerel), 3008 nucleotides. It is a transcript of the gene stra6l, whose product is annotated as STRA6-like. Gene Ontology annotation, molecular function: retinol transmembrane transporter activity; signaling receptor activity. Bases 244 to 2268 code for a protein of 674 amino acids. Lineage: Eukaryota; Metazoa; Chordata; Actinopteri; Scombriformes; Scombridae. Gene Ontology annotation, biological process: vitamin A import into cell. The record is from RefSeq and is a predicted model, not a curated record. The transcript is spliced from 17 exons. Gene Ontology annotation, cellular component: plasma membrane.